Messenger RNA from Xyrichtys novacula (pearly razorfish), 2482 nucleotides. NCBI's taxonomy places the organism in Eukaryota, Metazoa, Chordata, Actinopteri, Labriformes, Labridae. The record is from the annotation of a GenBank genome assembly.
AUUUGAGUUUUAUUCAUAAGUGAGCAGUUAAACAGCUAAUCAGGUCAAGAAUUUAAACACUUCAUUCACUCAUUCCAUUUAGUCUGCUGGGGAAUGUAAAUGUGUAUUAAUGAACGACCUCAUUAGCAUGCAUGUUAAUGUACCAUCAUAAAUAGGGGGAUAGUGUGCAGUUCAAGAGGCUCUUAUUGAGAGCAAUGACAGUGAGCAAGUAUACAAGGUCAGAGGUCACGCACACUGGGUCACAGACAUGCACGCGGCCGCAGUAUCUGUCUAGUCAUCUGACUGUGGAGAGUUUCGGGUGACGGCUCCUUUAAGAAAGCGGAACUGAACGUCGCUGUUUGACGUGCUGAGGAUGUGGUGGGCAGGAAACGCUGUGCAAGAAGAGCAAAAGCAGAGAGACGAUCACGCUUCCUAGCAGCAUCUACGGUGUUUGCACAAUACGGUGCGAUCAAAAUGCGCUUUAAUCCGCCACGCUGAUGUCCAGGAGCGGUCGGAUCGGGAGUCCGCGGCCGUCGCAGAGGGUUUGCCGGCGUGGGGUUUGAGUGCUUGCCGAUCGAGAGGGCAGCAUUCCCAGCCUGCUCGCUUUGAAAACAUCGGGGCUGGUCAGCGGGUGGUGGAACGAGAACGAGAGAGGGAGAGAGAAAGAGAGAGAGAGAGAAGAGGCUUCGUCGCGGAAAAAGGAGGUGUCUGCCUUUUUUUUUCUUUUCUCCCCCCUUUACACCACCCACCCGGGCCAUGAGGGAGUACAAAGUGGUUGUUUUGGGGUCAGGAGGAGUGGGCAAAUCCGCGCUGACUGUCCAGUUCGUGACGGGCUCCUUCAUCGAGAAGUACGACCCCACGAUAGAGGAUUUCUACAGGAAGGAGAUCGAGGUGGACUCGUCCCCGUCCGUGUUGGAGAUCCUGGACACGGCGGGGACCGAGCAGUUCGCCUCCAUGCGAGACCUGUACAUCAAAAACGGGCAGGGCUUCAUCCUGGUCUACAGUCUGGUCAACCAGCAGAGCUUCCAGGAUAUCAAGCCCAUGAGAGACCAGAUCAUCCGGGUGAAGAGGUACGAGAGGGUGCCCAUGAUCCUGGUGGGGAACAAGGUGGACCUGGAGGGAGAGAGAGAGGUGUCUUCCGGGGAAGGCAAGGCGCUGGCUCAGGACUGGAGCUGCCCGUUUAUGGAAACUUCCGCCAAAAAUAAAGGAUCAGUCGAUGAAUUGUUUGCAGAGAUAGUCAGACAGAUGAACUACACAACAGUUCCUAGUGGUGGUGACCAGUGCUGCUCAUGUGUCCUGCUUUAAAAAAACAAAACAACAAAAAGUCCACAUCCCAGCUGGACUUGAGCUUCUUUACUUGUCCUGCAGGCUUCUCUCUCUCCUCACACUGUUGUCUUAUUGUUGCACACAAACAUAAAAAUCGACCAUGACAACAAUCGAUCAUGUAUAAUAGUCUGGAAAAAGUGUUUACAUGACAAAAGUUACUUGAAUGUUUUGGGAUUUUUUUUAUAGCUUUGUAUAAUACUUCUCUGAAAAUGUGCCUCAAUGGGAAUGUCUUAUUGUGAAACCUAAGAGACAUCUGCUUUUUUUUGUUCUGUUCUUCUUCUUCUUUUUUUUAAAUGUGUUAAUUUUGGUGAUUUUAUUUUUAUUAGGUUGUUACUGUUACAUAUCCUGGGCCGGCCCGUCUUGUCUUCAGGUGGUCCUGGUUUUGGGAUCUUUAUGGCUUCAAUUACAGAGCAGGAAACUUGACAGUACUAAAAAAAAAAAACAUACGCUCUUAAACGUAUCAAUCACCACUCAAGCCUUUGCACAGGUUAUUCAAAUCUGAUCGACACAAUUUAUCCCCUCAAAAAAAAUCCCACCAUUGAAGAGACUGUAUUUAAAGCUGUGGACUGUGGUGGAGUUGUUUCCUGACAUAUUAUUUGAGUUUUGUUGUGCUGAAAGUGGUUUUAUCAUGGAUCUUGCACUUAGCUGACGGUGUCCCUCCUCAGUGUGCACAAACAAGGACCAUAGUGCAUUGCUGUCGCUGCAUGGGGAACACCACAACCCCAUGUCAAGUGCCUUCCCAAGAAAAACUCCUGUGACUGUGCCAACCGAUGAGCCCUUCUUCCUCUGCAGUGCGUCUUGAUGGCAAUCAUAACUUUUUUAAAGCAGUUUUCAGUAUCUAGUUUCAUUUGGUGUUUAAGUGAGAAAAGCUUCUUCCUGCUGUACUUUUAGGAAGCUGAGCUUGUGUCAGACCAGCUGAUUCAGGGUCAGAUUCCACCAGGUACUAGUCCCGACAAGAAAAACAGAGAAUCUUUGAACCUUGCAGGAUUUUGGUUCAGUGAAUGGCAAGCCAUGUCUGUAUUAUCUAGAAUUUUUCCUUUUCUAAUAAUGUGACCUUUUUUCUUUUUUUUUUUUUUGGACUUCUACAGUAAUUGUAAUUCUCCCUUUGGAAAAAUCUUCUGCCAUCCAGCUGUCAGUUUAAAUGACUUGUAAUACAAAAAGCAUUUUAUGUAACAAA